This is a messenger RNA of Oncorhynchus nerka (sockeye salmon), 1540 nucleotides long. Its product is annotated as tumor necrosis factor receptor superfamily member 14-like. The record is from RefSeq and is a predicted model, not a curated record. The coding region runs from base 1 to 747 and encodes 248 amino acids. Gene Ontology annotation, molecular function: transmembrane signaling receptor activity; protein binding. The transcript has 6 exons. NCBI's taxonomy places the organism in Eukaryota, Metazoa, Chordata, Actinopteri, Salmoniformes, Salmonidae. Gene Ontology annotation, biological process: defense response to Gram-positive bacterium; defense response to Gram-negative bacterium; positive regulation of T cell migration. Gene Ontology annotation, cellular component: external side of plasma membrane; membrane.
AUGGCACAGUUUGAAAGCCUGAUAUGGACUAUAACUAUUAUAUUGGUGCUUGAAAGCAUCGGAUCCUGUAUUGCAUGUGGUAGAGCUGAGUACAGAAUAAGGGAUGAAUGUUGUCCCAUGUGUUCACCAGGAAAUCGUGUACAUAGGCAUUGUACUGAAUUCACCAGUACCAGCUGUGUGCCCUGUGUUGAUUCUACAUUCCUUGAUGAGCCCAAUGGUCUCAUAAAAUGCAAAGUGUGUAUCAACUGUGAUUCAGGUUUGGGUUUGAAGGUAAAGCAGUCAUGCAGACCUUCAUCAGACACUGUCUGUGGGACACUGGAGGGCUUCUACUGUCUAGACCCAACUAAGGAUGGUUGUAGAGCAGCCCAGAGACACAGCAGCUGUGAACCUGGUCAAUACAUCAGUCACAAAGGAACAACAUCUACAGAUACUGUGUGUGCUGUCUGCCCUGAUAAAACGUAUUCAGAUGGAUCAUUAACAUCUUGUCAACCACAUACAGAAUGUGAAUUCUUGGAAAUUGAACCAGGAACUCCUUGGUUGGAUUCAGAAUGUGGAGUAUCCUCACUUCCCACAGCUGGAAUCAUAGCUGGUGUUCUGAUAGGUGUUCUAUUUUUUCUGACCAUAGCUGUUUGUGUUUGUUUAUUUAUGAGAAGAAGAAAAAUGGUGAGAACAAGACACAACGUAGGUAAGAUGACUGGAAUUGUAUUUGUACCAUUCAUUGUUUUUUUUAAACCUUUAUUUAACUAGGCAAGUCUGUUAAGAACAAAUUCUUAUUUUCAAUGACGGCCUAAGAACAGUGGGUUAACUGCCUGUUCAGGGGCAGAACGACAGAUUUGUACCUGGUCAGCUCGGGGUUUGAACUUGCUACCUUCCGGUUACUAGUCCAACUCUCUAACCACUAGGCUACCCUGCUUUCAUUGCCUGUGAUAUUCAGUUUACUCUGUGAAUGCUAAAUGUUCUCAUAUAGUAUAUAUUAAUACUGUUUGUUAUCGUCAUGGUUACAUGGUAUGUUUAUUACAAUAUUGAACAUCUGUCUUUUUUAUAGGCCCUCAAAUACCUACACAGGUAUGUUUGGAAAUCUAUGAAUAUCUUUCAUCACAUUGUACUACUUUGUGCUUUCUUCUGUGAAACUUGAAUUUAUUGAGCCAGUUUCCUAGACAGAGAUUACGCCUAGUUUUUGAAUAAAAAGCACUUUAAAAUGGAAAAUCUUCAUUGAAUGUGCUUCUUUGUCCAGGACUGAGAGUAAUCUCUGUCUGGGAAACUGUCCCAAUGUGUUUUACUAAUUACUGUUUCUAUUUGAUAGGCAUCCCCAGAUCAGGAAAUAUCAAUGCUGUCUGGGGGAAAGGGAAAAUGAAACGGUAAGGCACACCUAAAUAUGUGUACAGAAUAGUUUGAGUUAAAAGAAUUUCAAACCUAUUCAUAAGUAAAUGCUAAGACCAAUGAUAUGAUACAAGAAUAUAGGACAAGAUAUUGUACUACAAAACAUUGUCCAGAAUAUAAAUUAAUUACUGAUAAAUUACAAAUGACUUCUCUCCCCAGA